UUGACGGCUGGGGUGAUCGAGUUCUUCUAGAAAAUGUUCGUGCUUUAACUCUGCAUAAAGGAAAAUACACAACCGGAAGAAGAAUAAAGCCUAUCAAGCAGAUAACAUGCAUUGGUGGAGACGCAAGCUGUAGUUAUGAACCUGACGUUAUUCAAUGCAGAAACGUAGGAUCAGACGGAUCAAAUCCUAAUUGGAAAUGUGAAGCAACCUUACCUAAAUCAUUAAAGUUUGGACGUUUAAAGGUUACAUGCGAAGGGGAUCUCUACGUUCUGAAAGCGUCGACUUCAUUUAGCGCAUUAUUUGGAAUCAUUUGGCUUGGCAUGCUUGGAUACAUUUUAUAUAAUAUGUAUUUAGCAUUUAUGAGGACACGAAGAGCGGAUAAUAGGCCCAUCAACUUACCGAAUCCUCCGGAAAAUAGAGCGGAUGAUGAAAGACCAAAUCUUCCUAAUCCUGGGUUUUGGUCAGGGAUUAUAGGCGGUGGUUUUUUAGGUUACUUAUUUGGUAAACCUCCAAGUUAUCGUAGAAGUACUUCGUAUUUCGCUCAUGAUGAUAAUUAUAAUAAUUGUCAUCGUUAUAGAGAUCAUUCCUCACAUACUACUUCAUCAAGUAAUAAUGAUGAUAAUUACACCGCCUAUGGCUUUGCUGACACUGAUGUAAGAUAA
Messenger RNA from Funneliformis geosporum, 662 nucleotides. NCBI's taxonomy places the organism in Eukaryota, Fungi, Glomeromycota, Glomeromycetes, Glomerales, Glomeraceae. The record is from the annotation of a GenBank genome assembly.